AUGGCAAGGCAGUUACAAGUUUGGUCAAUCAGCAACGAGGGGAUACGGUGUGAACAAGCUCAUGAAAUUAAGGAUCAUGUUAACAACCUCGUAGUUUCAGAAAGCCUCUCGUGCUUCAUUCCACAAGGAACUGGCAUCAAGGUGCAUUCGUGGGGUGGAGAGUUCAAAUUGCUAAACCAAGCAAAACACGCUAGAUGCUUGGCUCUUGCCAAAUCGAAACUGUAUUGUGGUUGUCGGGAUAACAGCAUUCAGGAAAUUGAUAUGAACGCGGGAACAGUUUUCUCGAUCCAAAGUGGCUCUCGAAAAUUGUUGGUAAAAGCUAGUCCUGUCAAUGCACUACAGCUCCAUGAUGGACUGUUAUACUCUGCUGGUUCUUCCUUGGAUGGAACAUCUGUCAAGAUAUGGGACACUUGGAAUCACUCCAUGAUAGCAUCACUGCCCUCGACAAUGGAUGUUCAAGUAACUGAAGAAGAGGAAGGGGGCUAUGAAGAGGCUGCUGAAGAGGGGGAAUGGGGCUAUGAAGAGGAGGAGUGUGAUCAGGAAGAAACACAAGAGCUUUCAAUGGAGUUGGAAUAUUUGGAACUAAGGCGAUAA
Molecule: messenger RNA, 594 nt
Organism: Ipomoea nil (Japanese morning glory)
Lineage: Eukaryota; Viridiplantae; Streptophyta; Magnoliopsida; Solanales; Convolvulaceae
Product: putative E3 ubiquitin-protein ligase LIN-1
Exons: 6
Coding region: 1-594 (197 amino acids)
Molecular function (GO): protein binding
Source: RefSeq, a predicted model, not a curated record